Molecule: messenger RNA, 1981 nt
Organism: Salvia miltiorrhiza (redroot sage)
Lineage: Eukaryota; Viridiplantae; Streptophyta; Magnoliopsida; Lamiales; Lamiaceae
Product: probable glycosyltransferase At5g03795
Exons: 3
Coding region: 371-1753 (460 amino acids)
Molecular function (GO): glycosyltransferase activity
Source: RefSeq, a predicted model, not a curated record
GUCGAAAAGUUGUCAAUUUCUGGACUGUUUAUUUGUAAUAAAACGUUAAUAUCAAUAAGCUGCAUCCAAAAUUGCCAUUCUUUGGGGAGUCAUAACUUGGUUAAUUAUCCAUCAAAUCUAAAGUUUCUAAUCUUGAUUUCCUAUUACAGAAGGAGUUUCACAAAAUUUAGUAAUUAGUCGGCAAGAAAACAUUUAAUUUAUUUAGAUAUUAAAGUAAAAUCGCAGGAGAUAUUUUUAAUAAGGUAUAAAGUAAUUGAGAAAAGAAAUCAAUCAUCAUAUUCAUGUAUUGUGUUUGUGUCCUCACUCAUUUAAUGCUCCAACUUCCAAUUCUCUCACAGUUAGUUUCUGCGCAUCGUCGCCACCACCACCUAUGGCGGCGGCGUCUUCACUCUACGUGCUCCACAGUCUCCUCACGCGCCGCCGCGACUCGGCCCAUCCAGUCCCCGCUCUCAAAUCCUUCUUCUUUUACAUGCCCACAACCUUAGCUCUCGCCACCUCUCUGCUCAUUCUGCUCUACAUCUCCUCCACUUCUAAUCUCUUCUUCAUUCACCCCCACCAUAUCCCCUUAGCCCACCCCAAAAUUGGGGCUUCACUUAAUUUUUCCCAAUUUCCUCCUCUCAAAUUUGCUGAUUUUGCCGAAAUUCAGACACCGGAUGGAGCUAUUCGAGAGGCUGAGGAUCGGAUUGAUUUCAGACUCCAAAUGGGCCUUCAUGGUAAUGACAAAGAGCUGUUCCAUGACAGAGAUGUCUUCCUUGCAAACUACAAGGAGAUGAAUAGAAGCUUUAAGAUUUAUAUCUAUCCACACAGGCAAGAAGAUCCAUUCGCUAAUGUGCUCUUGCCCGUGGGUUCCGAACCUGGUGGUAACUAUGCCAGUGAAAGCUACUUCAAGAAGGCUCUUUUGAGUAGCCAUUUCAUCACGGAGGACCCUUCUGAAGCAGAUUUGUUCUUUUUACCCUUUUCUAUUGCGAGGUUGAGGCACGAUCCGCGUGUGGGUAUUAAUGGAAUUCAAGACUUCAUCAGAGAUUAUGUUUUCAACAUUAGUCAUGAGUAUUCUUAUUGGAAUCAUAGUGGGGGUGCCGAUCAUUUUUAUGUUGCUUGCCACUCGAUUGGUCGUUCUGCCAUGGAAAAAGCUGAAGCGGUCAAGUUUAAUGCCAUCCAAAUUGUGUGCUCGUCAAGCUACUAUGUGUUUUCCUAUGUUGCUCACAAAGAUGCAUCACUGCCACAAAUUUGGCCUAGACAAGGCGAUCCUCCAAAUCUUACACGUGAAAGGUCAAAAUUAGCAUUUUUCGCUGGAUCAAUAAACUCGCCAGUGCGCGAGAAGCUGCUUCAAGUGUGGCAAAAUGAUUCGGAUAUAUUAGUCCACUUUGGUCGGCUCAACACGUCCUACUCAGACGAGCUUCUAGGAAGCAAAUUUUGCCUUCAUGUGAAAGGAUUCGAGGUCAACACAGCGCGCAUUGGUGAUGCACUAUACUACGGUUGCGUCCCUGUAAUAAUCGCCAAUCACUAUGAUCUACCUUUUCAGGAUAUACUCAACUGGAAAAGUUUUUCAAUCAUUGUUGCAACGUUAGAUAUCCCUCUUUUGAAGAAAAUCCUCAAAGCUGUAAGCGUCCAAGAGUAUUCGAUUCUACGAAACAAUGUGUUGAAGGUAAGGAAACAAUUUCAGUGGAAUGUUUCUCCUGUUGAUUGUGAUGCUUUUUACUUGGUUAUGUAUGAAUUAUGGCUUCGGCGAAGUUCCUUAAGAGUUAAAUCCUAGUUGUUUUUUUUUUUUUUUUUUGUAGAUUAAGUUCCACAUGCAUGUAGUAUAGUUGCCAUUUAUAGAAAGUUUUAUGCUAUGUAUAGCUUUUCAAUUUACCAUUACAGUAGCUUUAAGCUGCGUCUGAAUCCUAUUUAAAGGAAAAUCCAUAAUUAGGAAUUUCUACUUGUAGAAAGUGUUUAUGGAUCGUUCGAAUUUCAUCAAGUUAUAAUUAUGUUUGACCUUUCA